Neurospora hispaniola is the source of this 2430-nucleotide messenger RNA. RefSeq lists its product as uncharacterized. The transcript is spliced from 2 exons. The coding region runs from base 286 to 2409 and encodes 707 amino acids. The record is from RefSeq and is a predicted model, not a curated record. NCBI's taxonomy places the organism in Eukaryota, Fungi, Ascomycota, Sordariomycetes, Sordariales, Sordariaceae.
AACCGUCGUCACCGUUCCCGUCUUUUCGACACCCGACCAAGACACAGCCCCCCGCGGCUGACGAUUCGUUAGCUUCCCAGCACACACGCCUUUUUGGUUGAAGCACAAAGAAGGGACACCGGGCCAGUCCCACGACAGUCAUAUCACAACGACCAACCCUUGUCCUGCUGGCAGGCAAGCAAGAUACUGUAUCACUUUGGGAUACAAGAGCUGGGAAUAUCCACGACAUUACAUUACAGCAUCUCGAGAACCGCAUCAUAUUACACCAUCAUCAUCAUCACGCACAUGGCCGCCAGACAGCACGUGGAAGCGAGGUCGCUCUCGACACUCAACUCCCUCGCCGCCAACCCCCCACAAUACCCUCACAGCGCCGAUGUCAAGGAGUCCUUGAUCUUGUACAUAUCACGAGUCCCCGGUAGUCGAGAUGUCAUCCUCUCCCCCUUCCGUCCGCAGCGAAAGAACGUGACGAUAGAAGACAUUAACAAUGCUCUCUACCUGAUACACCUUGACCUGCCCACGGACGAACUACUGGUCGAAAACACCCGCCCAAACGAGACAUCCACUUCCGCAUCGCCUCGAACUAGUGGUGAGAGCGCGAGGAGUGUGAUUCCCCGGAAACCGUUACCGCCUAGUGCCCGCGUCGAGCUUCCCACUCCGAGACAACCGUCUGCAAACGUGCCUGCGACUCAUAACAAGAACAAUGUGCCCAACAAUACCGGGCCGGUACCGACCAGGUCGCCGUCGGUCAGACGUACAGGUUCUGUAAGACGCCCACAAGGCCUGGGUUCGGAGAGAGUUGAGCGGGCUGUACCUGCUCAGGAGCCUGUUGCCGGGAACGAUGGAUACAAACCGAACCCCAUGUUCCAGCCCAGUCUGGUUUCCGAACAGCCUCCCAGACAAACGCCUCAGCUCCCUCCCCCGGCCGAGAAUCUAGCAGCGAUGCGCCGUCCCUUUGGCCCACGGCCACAGACCUCUUUGACGAUUCCCGAGGAGCCGGCUGUCAGCCCUGGGACGACCCCAACGAGCAACCGACCCAUCUCACCGACCGAUCAAGCACUUUACCCUCCUACUUCCAACGUCCCCCGGCCCGGCGAUGGCAUCCUCUCCCCUCCUACCGUCACCCGUGCUCGCGCCUCCAGCAACUCGAAACUAGCGGCAACAAUUCCUUUCACGCUCACACUCAUCCGGCGGGAUCCUUCGACCAACCUCCAGUGGAACGUGGGCAAGAUCUCUUCGUUUGAGACAAACAUUCCUACUCCCGAGUCUGCCCAUCCGGAUCUCGGUGAGCUACACGAUGCGUCAACCCCCGAACCACCGCCGCCGAUUGCGACGCAGUUGAUUGACAUCCAUUUGGAGACAUCCGGGUAUGCAAAGUACAAGGGAAUGCUCAGCCGUGCAAACAUUGAGGCUUUGCGGCCGACUUCCCCUCAGUCCUUUGCCCGGACGCUGCAAGGCUUAGGGACGAGUUCGGGGAGUACAAGUGGGAAUGGAAAUCAGGGUGAUCGAAGAUCAAGUGGAAGCCCGCAAAAGCAGAUCAUGGGUGUAACGCACAUGGAAAUGGAAGAAGGAUUCCAUCGCCAGGUGGUCAUGGCCUACACCAAAUCCUGGACCUCGGGCCUCAAAGGCGCUUUCAGACGACACUCCCGCUCGGCCAGUACUGCCUCGGCUACCGCUGGCGACCUCCCGGGACACGCCCGCCAUGGCAGUUCCUCAACCAUUGGCUCAGCCGAUCUUUCGCCUAACGAACACCAAAAGCCCCAGUCUCCCCCGCCCAGUCACAACCGCCAGGAUUCCAUGGGCGGUGGCCAACUCAUAACCCAACCAGGCCCCAACCUCCGCCCCAAAGGCUACGUCUUCCUCUCCCCCUGGCUAGGCCGCUGUGAAUUCCGCACCGGCUCCACUGGCCGCUCCUUGAAGUGUCGACACAUUCUCGACGAGCACACCGGCGGAAUUAACCAGCUCUCGCAAAUUGACCCCGCCAAGCUCGCCCAAUCCGUCCGCGACGCGCCCACUAUCGGUCAAUCCCGCGGCGACAGUUUCAGCUCCGCCAUCACGGGCGCCAAGCCCGUUUCCGAACUCCGCUUCAACUUACCCUCCGAACCCCGUUCGCCUGGCGCCGGCACCGGCACGGAGAACUGCCCGCCGGGUCACACUGCCGGAUCGAAGCGCCAUUUUCGCUUCUCCAAGUUCUUAGGUCUGGAACCUCCUAGCUCGGAAGACGAGUAUUUCGACGAUGAGGAUCUUUUUGAUCCGAAUGCAUUGGGCAGGGAAGAUGCGGGUGGAGGAUGUAGAGGCAAGAGAGCGAAGCUGGGGAAGCUGAUUAUUCAUGAUGAGGGACUGAAGAUGCUGGAUUUGGUGGUGGCGGCUAAUAUGGGGGUCUGGUGGAAUACGUGGGAGAAGAGGUUUUAGGAGACCGGGACCAGGGAACAC